This is a messenger RNA of Amoebophrya sp. A120, 1521 nucleotides long. The record is from the annotation of a GenBank genome assembly. Lineage: Eukaryota; Dinophyceae; Syndiniales; Amoebophryaceae.
CCGUAGCAGGCGAGUCGAAUGAAGAUGAUUCGAUCUACGAUGCCAAUUUUGGACUGAGAGCCCGGGGCCGGGACUCAUCUUGUACAACUUUUGAAAAGCUUUCUAAGUCAAACUCUGACUUGGUGUUUUAAUUUUGAAAGAGAACAAGAAGAUGCCUGAAGGUCAAGUGGCGCGACUGUUACAAGAGGUUUUCCAGCUGGGGGACGUGCAUAGGUCUUCACAUGGAGGUGCUGAUGUAGAGGCCGGCCACGAGGACCACUGCGCGACCUGCCUCCACAGCACGACUCCCCAUCUCCCGCGUAUGGAGAGGGAUAUUAACCACAGCACGAGAAGCUCCUACAGAACCAGCUUCACAACUACACGAACACUCACAAUUUCAUCAUCAGAACCCCCUGCAGUUGUUGAUGUUGAUGUUGAUUCGGCUUCUUCUGCGCGACGCUUCUCGACGAGGAGCAGUCCUCGCCUCUUAUCCCGGUCAGCUACCACGACAGUGACAGCACGGAAGCACCAAACAAGUUUCUUCCCGCUCGUCCAGCUAAUUCAGUACUGGAUUUUCCCCCCAAAGUCCAAGGGGGUUCUGAAGGAAAACCAGCUUUGCCCCAAUGCCGUCUGCCGAAACACUGUGGCGCAGCUAGGAGGCGGCGGCGACAGCGUCAAGUACGUGAUCGACGUAUCACACUAAAAACAAAAAGUGUUAACGUUACAACGAAAUUUGUGGUGCAGUAAUGCAUCAGAAAUAAAGGUGCCCGAAACCAAAUUUGUACUGCGUAGCGUGCAUGGAAGGCAAAAUUUGUAAUGCAUGACUGCCAUAUGAUGUGAAAAGGAAAACCGUUAACGUUGACACUUUUUUGCUUGAUACGACGCGGGCGGCGUGAAAUGGAAGUGCGGGACCAAAGACAUGCUCCACGGAGAGAUGCGCGGGACCGACGGCUGGGCCUGUGUGGAGUUGGACUGCCGGAACGAGGCGCACGGCACGAUUGUCAAAUCCUUCCACGGCGACAGCAACGACUGCGGCGAGCCUCUCGUGAUCACCAACGUGGACGGCAUGGAGGCCGAGGGCGCGCCCAAAAAUGCGAGGGAGUACGAGCCUGUGGAAAGCGCUUUGGAUCACACGUGCGUGGACGAGUAGCAAAAAAUAUUGGUUCACUUUCUCAGUCGUGCCCCCUCGAGCAGCGAACGAUUGGCACGACGGACAAACGGACAGUUGCCGGGCCUGAUCAUGUGUCAGCGAUUGCGGCUCCUGGCAAUGCCGGUGGCUCGUGAUUUUGGAAAAUCUUUGUUAUUGUUUAUGGAAUGAGAGAGAGUAAAUUAACACUGCAACUGACAAGACGUACACGUAGAUGACGACUACGACACCCGCCCUGGUGGCAAGAUUAGCCGGCCCGAGAUUGUGACGGUCACUAGACUGUCACGCGAACACAUAGUCUCUCCGCAUUUUUAAUUUCCGUCGGGACCUGAGAACCUUUCGCUUUCUACCUGUUCUUGAGAGUAUACAGAAAUCAGACCUGGUGUUUUCUUUUG